AUGAAGGAGGAGUGUAAACUGUGUAGUGUGAACGGGUGGUGCGGAUCACAGGGAUCGACAGAUUUUUCUAUUAACUCGCUGAUGAGGCCCGCCGCACAGCAUCCCGGGCAAAUGGAGCCGAGACAUGACGCCGUGCUCCUCUCUGCCUACCUGUUCAAACUAGGUGACUAUCCAUUGUAUACGCUUCACGAUUACCACUCCAACGUCGGUAAGACGACACCAUGCGGUUUGUGUGACCCUAUGCAACCUAUUUCGCCUUAUGGAUACUACCAGCCGGCGGGGCCUCUCAUAAAAGAAAGCAGCGCAGACGCCGAGCGAGCGCUUGCGAGAUAUCACCCCCCACCGCAUUAUCAUGCUCCGCAUCCACCUGUACUGCCGCAGUACGGGCCACCGUAUUAUCAAGCGGAACUUUGCUACGGCCGGUAUUAUAGGCCGCCAGGACCGUACCACAUGGGGCCCCCACAACCUGAUGCACAAAUGGUGACUAUGCCGAGUGAAGCGUAUCCUCCACCACAGUAUUACGGAACGCCACCAUGCUAUCAACAUUCGCCUCAAAGGAUACCAUACGUUGAAUACCGCGGAUGCCCGUGCCCAUUGAACGCGUGUCCAAAAAACGUCCAUAUUGGGCCCGCUACUGGUAAAGCCCCAGCCGGUGGCGGCCCGGACGUCCCUCCAGCCCUCGCGCCGCCCGGGGGCGCCUUCAGACCGAAGGUGCGGGCGUGUGCGCUGGACUCUGCCGCCGAUACACACGGCAGCGGCAAGGAUCCACCACUAGAACCAGAACCACCAGAGCCACCAACAGCAGCAGACGCACCUCAUCCUUGUCCACUGCCCACUAUAGGUGGAGCGUCACCAAAACGUGAAAUGUUCGAUGUGAGAGACAACAUUCGUAUGAACGCUGACAUCCCCGGACCUGAAGCCGUAGGCCCUCCUUCACCAGCCAGAGGGGCUUAUGCCCCACAACCGCCCCCGAGACGAGCGAGGCUAGGAAAAGCCAUGGCAAGGCGAUCACUAGCAGGCGACGACACUGGUUUACUCAUAUCACCGCAACAACCUACGACGAAUAGUGAAGCAGAUGAUGAUGUUCUAGCUAUAUCGCCACCUAUAUGCGCUCCAAUUGAUCUCUCAUCAUCAGAUGAAAGGUCUACACCAUUGGUUGAUGUUAAGAAAGAAAAUGAAGGUCCCACGUAUGCAACGUCGAGAAAAACAGACACGCAAGCUUUAAGAGAACAUAAUUGUACAACAGCGUUAACGGAAGCGGUAGACGCGACAGAGUCAGCGAAAGCCGUUAAGCGAAGAUAUUCGAAGCCCAAAUUAGAAAUUGAAAUGAAGGACGUUCAGCUCGAAGAUGCUUGUAAAACAAACGGAAUCGGGGAACACGUGAAAUUACAAAAACGAAGAAAAGUUUCAGGAGACCAAACACAAGUUCCGCGAACAGAAACGGUUACAAAAGAACCCAAAAAGAAAACUCAUAGUAAUAAGAAAACACCGAAAACGUCACCUGGUGAUAAAAAAGCACAUAAGCGAAAAUCUGACACUGCUCUUAAUGAACCCAAAGUAAAGAAAGCGUUAGUUGAGCCAGCUAAUAAUGAAGAUCCACGUCAUUUCAAUGUUGCGGCAGUGUCUGACGAACCCCUUUCCAUAAAACCAAAAACUAAAAGUGCACUGUUACUAGACAAUCUUUUAAAGAAAAACAGUAUUGACAGGCCUGAUGCUAAAGGAUAUAUUUCAGAUACUAAAUUAAAUCCAGCCGAAUUAUUCCUGUCCCCAAAUGAAAAUAUUUCACAAAACAAUACUAAGAAAACAUUAAAUAUAAAUAAUAAUAUUGUAGAAAAUAAUGUUCCUGUCAACGGUGUGAGACCAAACACUAUAGCAGCGGUGAGCCAACUAAUAGGAAAGAAACUAGCUUAUAAGAAUGCUUGUAAAGUAGACAAGGUAGACUCGAAGGUCACACACAAUUUAAAGUCAGUAUUAUCAUCGCCCACCGAAUCCUUAAAUAUUAAAGAGGAUCCUAAUCCUGUAGCGCUGCUAAAGAGUGUUACAAAUAAUGAAAAAUCUAAUACAUUUUUUGUUGAAAAGGACAGAAAGAAAGCCAACGUUGAAGAGAAAUGUGAAAUAAAAGACGCUAAAAUGUGCAAUUUAUUAGAAAAUAAUAUGACAGACGAUGUCAUGAAACCAGUAAAAACAUUAAAAUGUGGAAAGAUUAUAGCUCAAGAGAGUACUUUAGAAUCAGAUGUUGAGAGACUAAAGAACGACACUAUAAAUGAAUCUCAUGAGAAAAUAGAGAAAAACUUAGACUCUGAAGAGAGUAAAAUACUAUAUAAUGCAUCAACGGGUGAAAAAACUACUGAUAACACUUUGGAAAAACCAUUAUCCAAAAGAUGUAAAGGUAGCACGGAAAAAUUAAAUGGGGAAUUUAAAAGCAAAAAUGUCGAAAAACUAGUUAGGUUACUGGCAUCGAAAAAACAGGCCGGCACACCAGAACCUGAAGUUAUUGAAAAGGAUACUGAGAAGAAAGACAUGGAUGAUAAAGAUAACGAAAGGGAUAAAGGGACGACAAAGCGGUGCAAAUUGACAAGUGAAAAGACGAACGGAGAAAAGAGCAAAGUUGAAAAAGUUGUUAAAUUGCUUGUUUCUAAAAAAACGGUCAUAAAAGCGGACGAGGCAUCACUAGUCGUCGAGGAUGCGUGCUCGUCACCUGUGCCCAGUGUGAGGAAAACUAAGAGAAGACGAAGUGGUGGAAGACGAAUGAGACGAAUACCAGUUCCUCUAGCACCUCCCGAUGUGAACCUGAAGGCACCGCCCCGAUGGAGCAAUGGAUGGACAUGGGAUGGCGAACACUAUCUUUCUAAAGUCUACCUCAAUAACGACUCCCGAUUAGACCGCACGGCGCGAUGCUGGCCGCGCAUGACACACGCGAGUGGUGACCGCGUAGCGCGCGGCGACUGUGUCCUACUGCGCGCCUCCCAGGCUCGCGCUCAGCCCUUUGUUGCGAGGAUAGCAAGUCUGUGGGAAAACCCUGAUGAUGGAGAGAUGAUGGUGUCACUAGUGUGGUAUUAUCGGCCGGAGCACACGGAGCUCGGGCGGCAGGCGUCAGACGCGCCGGACGAAGUGUUCGCGUCCAGACACAGGGACGCCAACUCUGUGGCCUGCAUCGAGGAUAAGUGUUACGUGCUCACGUUUAAUGAAUAUUGUCGGUACAAAAAGCGACUAAAAGCAGCAGAAGAGGGCAUCACAAUAGCGCCUUCAAUAGUGCCGCCUCUACCCGCUAGCGAAGUGACUCCGGCCCUAGCGCCCAAUGACACGAAACUACCGCCUUCUGUAUCACCAGAACUAGUCUUGUUCUGUCGGAAAAUAUACGAUUUUAGAUCCAAAAAAAUACAAGUUCCAAACAAA
Brenthis ino (lesser marbled fritillary) is the source of this 3396-nucleotide messenger RNA. NCBI's taxonomy places the organism in Eukaryota, Metazoa, Arthropoda, Insecta, Lepidoptera, Nymphalidae. The record is from the annotation of a GenBank genome assembly.